AUGUCGACGACGACGGAGCGCGAUGGGAAGACGAAAGUUUUGUGCCUGCACGGAUUCGCCCAGGACGGGACGACUUUUCGAGCGAAGAUUGGGGCGAUGAGAAAGCAGUUGAAGAGCGCGUGCGAGUUUUACUUUCUGGAUGCCCCGCACGACGUCGCCGGGGCGUUCGACGCGGAUGGGGCGGAGAUGCGGGAGCUCGGGGCGUCCAACGAUGCCUCUGGGUCGUUCGCGUGGUUCACGAGCGGGGAGAACGCGAGGGCGGGGGCGACGCGGGCGAGCGACGACGGGUGGACGCGACCGGCGCUCUCGCGCGAGUACGACGGUUUGGACGAGACGUGCGAAAAAAUACGGGCGUUCGCGUUGGAACACGGCCCGUUCGGGGGCGUGAUAGGAUUUAGUCAGGGAGCGACGAUCGCGCUGGCGGCGCUGGCGAUGAUCGAGGAGUUAAGGGGGAGCGCGCGAUGGGCGGUGCUCGUCGCCGGUUUCGAGCCUUUAGACACAGUCUUGAAGUCAGCAGCGCGCGAGGCGACGCCGAUAGCGAUCAAGACUCUGCACGUGCACGGUGAGAACGAUAAGUUGGUGACGCGUGAGCGCAUGAUGGCGCUCGCUGAGCACUUCGAGGAGUCUCAGCGAGAGUUUUGGUUUCACGAAGGCGCGCACGGCGUCCCAUCCACGGCGCUCGCGAAACAUAUGAAAGCGUGGCUCCAGGUUCAGAGGUGA
This is a messenger RNA of Ostreococcus tauri, 720 nucleotides long. Its product is annotated as Serine hydrolase FSH. The record is from RefSeq and is a predicted model, not a curated record. Bases 1 to 720 code for a protein of 239 amino acids. The transcript has a single exon. NCBI's taxonomy places the organism in Eukaryota, Viridiplantae, Chlorophyta, Mamiellophyceae, Mamiellales, Bathycoccaceae. Gene Ontology annotation, cellular component: cytoplasm; nucleus.